Loa loa (African eye worm) is the source of this 603-nucleotide messenger RNA. RefSeq lists its product as hypothetical. Bases 1 to 603 code for a protein of 200 amino acids. The transcript is spliced from 4 exons. Gene Ontology annotation, biological process: carbohydrate metabolic process; hyaluronan catabolic process. Lineage: Eukaryota; Metazoa; Nematoda; Chromadorea; Rhabditida; Onchocercidae. Gene Ontology annotation, molecular function: hyalurononglucosaminidase activity. The record is from RefSeq and is a predicted model, not a curated record.
AUGAGACCAAAUGCCUUAUGGGGAUUUUAUGGCAUGCCAUUUUGCAAUUACAGUGCAGGAAAAAAUGGCACUGUAGGAUGCGGCGAAGUAUUUGAAGAAUUCAAUAAUCGAUUACAACCUCUGUAUGCUGAAGCUACCGCUUUUUAUCCAUCCAUUUAUUUGCCAAGCCGAAAUAGUGGUCGUACUGGUUGUUUGUACGUCACUUCCGUCCUUCAAGAAGCUAAACGUUGUGCAGAGAACUUGUCAAUACCGAUAUUCACCUUCAAUGGCAUUGAGUACUUUCCAUUGGAAUCUACUAAUCCAUAUUAUACUCAAGAAGACUUAUCCCAUUCACUGAAUACAGCCUUUGUUAUGGGUGUACAAGGUACUAUCAUUUGGUCAUCAUCCAAAGAUAUGGUGAAACGAUGUGACGGUAUAGGAGAUUAUGUCCUCAAAUAUGUUGGUCGAAAAGUGAAGGAAUUGAAAACUUGUGACAAAAUUAGAAGGAUUAGGAAGCGCCAAAUACCUGAUCAAAUUUCUUGCACAGUGAAAAAUGAUCCAGCAUACGAUAACUGUCAAAAUGCAAUGACAUCCAUUAAUAAGCCUGCAAUAACCGCCAAGUAA